Molecule: messenger RNA, 417 nt
Organism: Aspergillus ruber CBS 135680
Lineage: Eukaryota; Fungi; Ascomycota; Eurotiomycetes; Eurotiales; Aspergillaceae
Exons: 2
Coding region: 82-300 (72 amino acids)
Source: RefSeq, a predicted model, not a curated record
GAUCCGCAUAGCUUAAAAAGCAGUUUUUGCGUUACUCUAGGCGUCUCGCGGGAUAAUUUGUCGUUGAUUACUGCAGAGCUCAUGAUAAUGAUACGCGGGGGCUUAACGGUUGGACUUAAAACGCGCAGCUUGGAGAGCGCCGCUACGACUGCAUGUCUGGGUCGAUCCCAAUUGAGCAACUGGGAACGUUUUCAUCCGUGGCAACGCAUGAGAAGACUGCGCUGCAGGGUUAUGCAAUGCAAGAUGCCACCUUCGGAAGGUCGGAUAUACCACCCCCAUAGUUUUUCACAUUUUGCUUAGCUGAAAUUGAUGCAUUCUGGCCCACAGCUUCUGGCGCGAGCGGACGAGGACGUGGAUGAUGAUCUCGAGGCCCUGGAGAAGGGUGGAGAGGAUGACUUGACUGGUGGCUCCGAGAAU